This is a messenger RNA of Ceratotherium simum simum (southern white rhinoceros), 918 nucleotides long. RefSeq names its product olfactory receptor 1J4-like. The record is from RefSeq and is a predicted model, not a curated record. Gene Ontology annotation, molecular function: G protein-coupled receptor activity; olfactory receptor activity. Gene Ontology annotation, cellular component: membrane. NCBI's taxonomy places the organism in Eukaryota, Metazoa, Chordata, Mammalia, Perissodactyla, Rhinocerotidae. Gene Ontology annotation, biological process: G protein-coupled receptor signaling pathway.
AUGUUCUUUGCCUUGUUCCUGGACGUGUACCUGAUCACGGUGCUGGGGAACCUGCUCAUCAUCCUGUUCAUCAGGCUGGACCCUCACCUCCACACCCCCAUGUACUUCUUCCUCAGCCACUUGGCCUUCUCUGACACUUGCCUUUCAUCUGUCACAGUUCCAAAGAUGCUCAUGAACAUACAAACUCAGCAACGGUCCAUCGCCUAUGUGGGGUGCAUUUCUCAGAUGUAUUUUUUUAUAGUUUUUGGUUGUCUUGACAAUUUCCUUCUUGGAGUGAUGGCAUAUGACAGGUAUGUGGCCAUCUGUCACCGACUGCACUAUACCACCAUCAUGAGGCAGGAGCUGUGUAUCUCAUUAGUAGCUGGGUCCUGGUUCUUCUGUUGUGCACAUGCUCUGUUGCAUACCCUCCUCUUGGUCCAAUUGUCCUUUAGUGCUGACAAUACCAUCUCCCACUUCUUCUGUGACCUCACUGUGCUCCUGAAGAUGAGCUGCGCAGACACAUCCCUCCAUGACCUGGCCAUCUUCACCGAGGGAGGAGUGGUUUUCAUUCUGCCUUUGAGUAGUGUCUUGGGAUCUUAUAUCCGUAUAGUGAUGACCGUCCUGAUGGUUCCCUCCACCAAGAGACUCUUUCAAGUCUUUUCUACCUGUAGUUCCCAUCUCUUUGUGGUGUCUUUAUACUAUGGGACCAUUGCAGGUGUUUAUUUUUUCUCCUCAUCAUGGGGCUCCAAUGACAAGGACAUAAUUGCUUUAGUCAUGUAUGUGGUAGUUACCCCUAUGCUGAACCCAUUCAUCUAUAGCCUCAGGAACAGAGAUAUAAAACAAGCUCUAGAAAUAUUUGUCAAUAGGGCUAAUUUCUUUAAGGGACGAUCACUAAAUCCUUUUAUUGAAGUCAUGAGCAGACUAAAAUGUAUCUCCUAA